Aegilops tauschii subsp. strangulata is the source of this 3083-nucleotide messenger RNA. The record is from RefSeq and is a predicted model, not a curated record. NCBI's taxonomy places the organism in Eukaryota, Viridiplantae, Streptophyta, Magnoliopsida, Poales, Poaceae.
CGCACACGCACUAGCACCAGCUCCACGGCGCAAAUCCAGUCCAAUCCACCGUACCAACGCUAACUAGGGACCUCAGCCACUGGCAGCCAAGCACGCCGGAGGGAGAUCGCGGAGGAGGAGGAGGCCGCGUGCCGGAGUCGGAUCGACCGGCCCGGCCGCGCGGCGGAGGCGGCGCUGCGCGUCCCAUCCAGAUCGACGGGCCGCCCGCGAGGGGUUGGGAGCCGCGGCUUCGGACAAGGGCGCCGCCACCCGGGGCGCGUUUGGGCGGCGAAUCGCUCGAAAUCCCGAUCUGAAACGGAGGGCAUGGAGCAGCCAGUUAGUUCGGCUGGUUCUUCGAAUACGGAACCUUCGGUGCGCAAGAGGAAGAAGCAUUCCACUUCCCCGGAACUCAUUUCCAGCAGCGACGACGAAGAUGAUUUCAUUCCCCCACGGCGAUCCAAGCAUAAGAAUACCCAUGAAUCAAAGGCUGCCAAGGCUAAGAAAGUCUCCAACAACUCUUCCACCAUCCCCACAAAAAAUGACGAGAAGAAGAAGAAGAAGAAGUGUCGUCCCACCAUAAGGUGUGCUCCAGAGUUUAUUAAAUCAGCGAUUGAAAUUCUAAAAGAUUGCCAGAGGAAAAGGAUCAAGAAGUUAGGUUUUGGGUGGGUGCUCAGUUUGACUGUUGAUGCGCUCCGGACAAGGAACCUGCCCGUGUUUCUAAUGGACAAUACAAGUGAAUCCCUUGUGAUCAAUGUUGGCACGCAAGGUGGUCUUAAGAUUACACCCCAUGCUGUGCAUUGUGUCCUUGGCUUACCCAAUGGCGGCAUAGAUCCACCUCCUUUCUCCUGUGCACAAAAAAGAGAGCAACUUUUGACGCUCAAGAAACUACUUGGUGUCCCUAAGCAGAAAAACAUUGAUUUUGAAGUCUUGUACCAACGCAUACGCCUCGGGGGCGAUGACGACUUGACGAUAAGAUGCUUCAUUAUAAUUGUGUUCAAUCGUCUCUUAUUCCCCACUACGAGUAAAUAUAUCACAGGGAGGGAUGCGGCUUGGACUUCUGACUUACACAAUCUCCCAAAUAUUGAUUGGUGCAAGGUCCUUGUUGACGACAUUAGCCACGCUGUAAUUUCCUGGAAGUCCAAGAGAUUGGCUUAUCCCAAGAGAUUGGCUAAUUCCAAGAAAUUGUCUGAACCAACCCUGUCCCUCACUAGUUGCACCCUCUUUUGUAUUAUUUUUUAUUUGGACAACCUAUUAAGUAUGAAUCGGCUUGAUGCAAUUGAAAUCCCACGUAUCGCACACUUCACCAAUGAUAUUAUAGCGAAUAUCUUGCAUGAGGAUACACAGAUAGCUAAUGGCCUUGAAACAUAUGGUAAACUUGCGCUUAGGCCCAAGGAGGGUACCUACUAUUUCGAGGAUUCCCAAUCUCAGCUCUUAUUUACAGCCUGUCCACCUUCCCCGCCGCCUACUGUUCGAGUUCUCACAAAUUAUAGUGACAAUCGUGCUUCAGUUCAUGAUGGAUCAUCUGGUGAACCCAAUGUUAGUAAGGAGGUGCCUGCAAAAUUUGAUCAUUUAUCUCCGUCCGGACAACCCUCCCAAACUGUUGAGACAUUAGAGACAGGACGUAGUGCCCUUGCCCCAGUUAUACCAAGGUUCUGAAUAUGAUGGAUCUAGAUGUCCAUGUUGUGAUGAGAUCUGUUCAUCUAUGAGAUGAUGGAGGAAACAAAUCUUGAUGUUAGGCACAAGACCAAUGCUACAAUCCUACCUGACAAGAAUCAAGCUCGAUCACCUUCCCUGCUGCCUACUGUUGACAGCAGCAGAGAUGAUCUGGACAACUCUGCUUCAGUUCAUGAUGGUUCAUGUGGAGAUAAAACUCUUAACUGCAGCUCACGGAGACAUUCACACCAGGCAGGGGAGCGUGUUUAUGACCGCCAAUGCUGUCAGAACAGAUUAUCUCUCCCUGGAGCAAGAACGCAGAAAAUCUCCAAGAGAUAGCCAGCAGUUGCGGUCCAACGGGCCUUCCUCCAAACCUCAGGCUGCCCAAACUACGGAGGGGACGCAAGUUGCUCCAGGCACCUCCAUGGUAAGAAACAGGGGUUCUCUGUUGACGAUGGAGAAAGGCGAUCGGAAGGCCAGAGUGGAAACAAGUUUGCUUGACUGCCGCCUCUGCUUCCGCCCCUUAAAGCCUCCUGUCUUCCAGUGCAAUGGCGGGCAUUCAGCUUGUGGCACAUGCCUUGUCGAGCUCCCUGGCGGACAGUGCCCGAUGUGCAAGCAUGGCGGUGGAGGCUUUGCCCCCUGCCUUGCAAUGGACGGCAUCGUCUCGUCGGCAACGAUAAAGUGCUCCCACGAUGGCUGCCAGAGCCACGUCACCUACCAUGAGCAUGACGAUCACCAUAGUGCGUGCCCACACGCACCCUGCUUCUGCACGGAGCCGGGCUGCAGCUUCGCCGGCCCGCCACCGGCGCUCCUCGGCCACCUUGCCACCCUGCAUUCCUGGCCUGUGCACAAGAUUGAGUACGGCAAGGUUCUCUGGCUUCAGGUUCCGGUGUCAGAACCGCGGCGUCUGCUCCUCGCGGAGGACGGCGGCGUGUUCCUUCUUGUUGUGGGCUUGCUCAAUGCGAUCACUGUUGUGUCAGUGGUGUGCAUCAGGGCCAGCACGUCCCCGUCGCUGCAGUACCCAGCCAUGAUGUGGGCAUAUGGUCCGCCGGACGUUGCAGGCGUCAGAUGUAUGGUGGACACGGAGGCGGUGACGAGCAGCUCCAAGCCCCGCGAUGUCGUCGCGGAGAAGCUGCCAUUCGUCUUGCUUGUGCCGCCUACGCAUGUGUUUGGGGCUGGGGCAUCCAAGGAGUUGUCUCUUGAGAUUCGAGUUAACAAGAUGUGAUUCUGAACUUAGUUUAGUAAGAAUUAGUUGGAACCGGAGUAGUAUGUGAUUGGUAAGUAAUGCUGCCUUUUGGUUGCAAUUAGGAUGUGUUGUUGCAGCUAGUGUUUUGGUAACCGUGAUCCAAUGCUAUGUGUUGCUGGCUUGCUGCUCCAUACAAUGCGGCCAUUUCUGUGAAUGUAGCAACAAGACAGUUUUCAAUGAAUGGAAGUGCGCAUUGUUUAACAUA